UUCAGAACGUAGAUAGUGCAACUGAGUGUCCUCAGUUUCCACCACAGACUCUCAUCUUCACAGAGCAUCUGCAGAUACAAAGAAAUGGAAAUGGAUGAUGAAAACCAGAACCAGGAACAAAACCCACUGAGGGGUGACCCCAACAGCAGGGACCCCAAACAAAUUAACAAGGACAUCCAGGUGGACUUUGAGGAUGUGAUCGCUGAACCUGAUGGUAUAUACAGUGUUGAUGAGGUGUGGAAAGCCAGCUACUUCACCUUCACUGGAUCCAAGAAUUGCUGUUACAGAUUUCUGACAAUGAUGUUUGGGGUCCCCUGUUCCCUGAUGUGGGGCUGCAUCUAUGCUUGUACUUCAUUUAACCAGAUCUGGUGUAUUACGCCCUGCGUUAGGUUCUCUAAGUCAGGGUGUAAGGCUAUGCGUCAGUGCUUCUCGCUGGCAUUUGAAACCGCAUUUGAUGCACUUUUUUCUCCCUUGCGAAGGUUACGCAGCAACUUAAGCAUGGUGUUACGCAAAGAAAAUUAAGUACUGCUUAAGUGAAGUUCUUUAUUCAAGCACAAAUAAUAUUUCAAUGAAUCUUGAUAUUUUUGUAGAUGAUGAAUGAAACAUGCCAUGCCUAAUGCCAUGAAUAACCAAAAAGGAGAUGGCUAAUCAUUGAGUCUAAAUACAUAUAUGAGCCAAUUUAAUUUUACAGUAACUGAUCAUAUGUUGUUUUUAUAAUGCAUAGUCUGGCAAUAAAUAUAUUUUGGGACAUGUCAGAACAUCAAUAAACAAUAUACAGUAUAAUAUGCAUUCUUUCAUUCCAUUGACACAGUUGUACUUUGUCCCAUAACAUGAGUGAUGACAUGAUAAUAGAAUUACUAUU
Sphaeramia orbicularis (orbiculate cardinalfish) is the source of this 862-nucleotide messenger RNA. Its product is annotated as caveolin-3-like. The record is from RefSeq and is a predicted model, not a curated record. Gene Ontology annotation, cellular component: caveola. Gene Ontology annotation, molecular function: molecular adaptor activity. The transcript has 3 exons. Gene Ontology annotation, biological process: caveola assembly. Bases 85 to 522 code for a protein of 145 amino acids. Lineage: Eukaryota; Metazoa; Chordata; Actinopteri; Kurtiformes; Apogonidae.